Ananas comosus (pineapple) is the source of this 2130-nucleotide messenger RNA. RefSeq names its product probable lysophospholipase BODYGUARD 1. The record is from RefSeq and is a predicted model, not a curated record. NCBI's taxonomy places the organism in Eukaryota, Viridiplantae, Streptophyta, Magnoliopsida, Poales, Bromeliaceae. Bases 418 to 1869 code for a protein of 483 amino acids. The transcript is spliced from 4 exons.
UAAACCCUUCAUAUAUAUAUAUAUAAUAAUUGCUCCAAUAUUUUUUUUAAAAUUCAAAUUCUCACUUUUUUUUUUUAAAAAAAAAAAAAUUUAAAAAUCUAACAUUCGGCAGCUUUAAUGAGUCUUCCCUCCCCAACCCACUACGUUUGAAUAUUUUGGCUUCUCUAUCUCAAUCCCUCUCUCUAGUUGGUUGCAUGGUUGUUCACUACAAACACCCACUCACUUGUAAGAGAUCGACCAAGUACUCGGUCUCUGUCUCCUGUUCCUUUCCUCCUCCUCCUGCUCCUCCUUGCUCUAUCCGCGCGGGCUCAUCUCCGCGCGAGCACACGAAUUAAAAGCAAAGCAGAAUAAAUAAAUAAAUAAAUAAAUAAAGGGGGAAAAAAAAAAAAAGAAAGAAAGGAAGAAAGAAAGAAGGAGAUGAUGGAGAUUAGGAAUGCAGCGGCGGCGAUGAUGGCGGUGGCGAUGGCGGGGCGGCUGCUGAACGACGUGGUGAGCUUCUUCGUGUUCACGGCGCUGGACGUUCUGGACGUGGUGCUGUGCUACGUGUACAAGCUGGCGGACUACACGGUGGAGUGGGAGUGGCGGCCGUGCUACUGCUCGUCGUCGCCCAAGGACAUGAUCACCGGCAGCGGGAAGAUACUCGUUCUGGAGAGCGGCGGCGCCUCCAAGGUCGUCUCCCUCUCGUCCACCAGGCUCCACCUCGAGGACAUCUCCGACACGCUCUACCACCGCCCCUCCCGCCUCGCCGAGCUCUCGCGCUCCACCGUCAACGAGCUCCGCAGGCUCAAGCGCGCCCACGCCGCCGCCGCCGUCGCGCGCCGCGCCGCCUCCGCCUCCGCCGCCGCCACGCUCACCAUCAACGCCACCAUAAUCCAGAUGCUGCAGGGAAAGAUGGGCGCCGCGCGUCACAUGCCCUCCCACACCGCCCCGCGCUGGUCCGACUGCGCCUGCGCAAGCUGCAACCCCUCCGCCUCGCCCACCACGCUCUUCGUUCGCGCCGACGGCCCCAAAGACGGAGGUGCGGCGGAGGACGUGCUGUUCAUCCACGGGUUCAUAUCGUCGUCGGCGUUCUGGACGGAGACGGUGUUUCCGAACUUCAGCGAGGAGGCGAAGGCGCGGUACCGGCUGUUCGCGGUGGACCUGCUGGGGUUCGGCCGCAGCCCCAAGCCGGGGGAUUCGCUCUACACGCUGAGGGAGCACGUCGAGAUGAUCGAGCGAUCGGUGUUGGAGCCGUACAAGGUCCGGUCCUUCCACAUUGUGGCCCACUCCCUCGGAUCCAUCCUCGCCCUCGCCCUCGCCGUCAAGUACCCCGGCGCCGUCAAGUCCCUCACGCUCCUUGCACCGCCGUAUUUUCCGGUGCCGAAGGGGGAGAAGGGGACGCAGUACGUGCUGCGGCGGGUGGCGCCGCGGCGGGUGUGGCCGAUGAUAGCGUUCGGGGCGUCGAUCGGGUGCUGGUACGAGCACCUCGGCCGGACGGUGGCCCUGGUGCUGUGCAAGAAUCACCGGCUGUGGGAGCUCGCAUUCAGACUCCUCACCUUCAACAGAAUUAGAACGUACUUAAUGGACGGGUUCUUCUGCCACACUCACAACGCUUCCUGGCACACGCUGCACAACAUCAUCUGCGGCAGCGCGGGCAAGAUCGACCGGUACCUGGACGUCGUGAGGGAUCAGCUCAGGUGCGACGUCACGGUGUACCACGGGCGGGGCGACAAGCUCCUGCCGAUCCAGUGCAGCUACGCGGUGCGGUCCAAGAUCCCACGCGCCCGCGUCAAGGUCGUCGACGGCACCGACCACCUCACCAUCGUCGUCGGCCGCCAGAAGGCCUUCGCCAGAGAGCUCGAGGAGAUUUGGAAGAGCGCAAGUCGCUGAGACUGCAGUAAAAAGAGUUUGCACUAUAGGAUUGUUAUCAAGAUCAAAAUUGGAUCUAUGAGUUCAAAAAAUUUAAAAGAAAAGAAAAGAACCCAAAAAGAAAAAAGAAAAGAAAAGAAUUGGACAUGGGUGUAAAGUGAAAAAAGAAACAAAAGGACCUGAGAAAAAUGUGAAGGUUGGGCAAUUUUCAUUCAACUUUUUUUUUUCUUUAUUCUUCUUUAUCAUCAAUUUAAUUAUAUAUAAAUUUGAGUUUUUUUUUUU